Molecule: messenger RNA, 1831 nt
Organism: Aphidius gifuensis
Lineage: Eukaryota; Metazoa; Arthropoda; Insecta; Hymenoptera; Braconidae
Product: prostaglandin E2 receptor EP3 subtype
Exons: 6
Coding region: 84-1271 (395 amino acids)
Biological process (GO): adenylate cyclase-activating G protein-coupled receptor signaling pathway; positive regulation of cytosolic calcium ion concentration; inflammatory response
Cellular component (GO): plasma membrane
Molecular function (GO): G protein-coupled receptor activity
Source: RefSeq, a predicted model, not a curated record
GAUAUGAAAAUAAAUUAAAUAAAUUAAACUUGAAUGAAUUUAAAAUAAAAAUUAAUUUAAAGAUAAUUAAAAAAUAAAUUAAAAUGGAGUCAAAUGAAACAACAUGGUCAAUUUUUGAUAUGGAAUCAACAACAAUGACAACAAAUAUCAUUACAGCACCAAGACGUCAUGUUACAUUUGCAUCACAAAUUAUUUUAACAUUAGUUUAUAUUUGUGGUGUUAUUGGAAAUAUAUCUGCUUUAUUGAUACUUUUUUUCCGAGACAAGAGAAGAAAUCGAAAACAUUUAUUGAUGCUACGUUGCUUGGCUAUCAAUGAUCUGGUGGCACUUCUUGGCAUGCUUGUACAAAUGUACGGUACAAUUUACGGUGGAUGGAGUGGAACAAAAACAACAUGUUCAUUGAGAAUUGUCUGGAGGUUGUUUGGGCUAUUUAGUGGAUGUGUUGCAAUUGUUAUGGCUGUUGAAAGAUGGCUUGCUUUAACAAGACCCUUUGUUUAUCAAAAGCGUGUAACAUAUCCGGUUAUUGUUCGUUGUAUGGUUGGAUUAUGGUUGACAGCAUUGACCCUAACAAUAUUACCAAUAUUUGGCUUUGGUAUUUACUAUGAAUCUGGUAAAUGCAAAAGAUAUCGUGAAGCAACUGAACCUGAAGAUAUUGCUUAUGCUUAUGUCUGGUUUUCAUUUGGUACAUUACUAUGUGUAUCAAUUGUAUUUUGUAAUUUGGCUGUAUCAAAUGCACUUCGUGCUCUUGGUAGACGAAAUGGUUCACUUCGUCGUGUAUCAAGAUCAUCAGCAAAAUCACCACCACAUAGAAUACAUCAAUUAUCAUCAUUAGUUGAUGAUUCAUCACAAGUUGGAUCAACUGUUGAAGAACGUGCAUUUGCUAAACUCAUGACAGUAUUGUCAUUUUCAUUUGUCAUUUGUUGGAUGCCACAAAUGAUAUCAAUUCCACUUGCACAGUAUAAUAUUGGAUUACCAACAAGUGCUAUUGUUACUAAAAAAGGAAUAAUAAUAUUUCAAAUAAUUGCUGAUAUAUUUUUAUGUAUUCAUUUUACAUUGGAUCCAUAUUUUUAUGUUUUAUUCAGAAGACAAACAAUGCCAUUAUUAAAACCAAUUUGUAGAUUUUGUCGUUCUGCUAAUAGUCCUGGUAGUUCAUUCAAUGGUACAUCUGAUCAUCAUAUGAGUAGUGGUGGUGAUCCACCAACUCCAGUCACUGAAGUACCAUCAAGUCUACUUAGUGAAUCAACUGAAACACAUACACUAAUGGUUUUGUGAAAUUCGCCAAAGCAAAUGAUUUACAAAAAAUGGAAAGAUAAAUAUGAAAAUACAUACUUGUAAGAUAUUUAUUUUGUAAAUCAUUGCAUUGUAUAUUUAUGUAUUUUAAUUUUUUAUAUGACUGAUAAAUAUGUACAUUUAUUUUUUCAUAAUUACAAUUGAUGUAAACAAGUCAUUUUUUUUUUCCAAUUGGAAAAAAAGAAAAAAGAAAUAAUUUGUAAUUAUAAAAUAGAUAUUUAUUAAUAAUUUAAUUAUUUAUAAAAUUAAAAAUUAAAAAUUUCUAUUAGGAUUCAUGUAGAGGAUAAAACUGAUCAUAUAUUCUUGUGAAAAAUAAUAUGUUUAUCUAGUCAAGGAGAAAAAAAUAAUAAUCAUAAUGUGUUUAACAAAAUAAUAUGAUCAAUAAUACUUUUUUUUUUUUUUUUUUGUUUAUAAUUAUUUAAUUUAAUAAUAUAAUUCAAGUUGUAUGUAAUGUUUUAUUUGUAAUAAUUAUUAAGAAAUAUUUUCAUUAAAUAUACUAAUUGUAAAUAACAAUUUUAAUAUAUAUAUAAAAUUAUAUAAUA